This is a messenger RNA of Apus apus (common swift), 1802 nucleotides long. It is a transcript of the gene FOXD2, whose product is annotated as forkhead box D2. The record is from RefSeq and is a predicted model, not a curated record. NCBI's taxonomy places the organism in Eukaryota, Metazoa, Chordata, Aves, Apodiformes, Apodidae. Bases 269 to 1606 code for a protein of 445 amino acids. The transcript has a single exon. Gene Ontology annotation, biological process: cell differentiation; regulation of transcription by RNA polymerase II; anatomical structure morphogenesis. Gene Ontology annotation, molecular function: DNA-binding transcription factor activity, RNA polymerase II-specific; RNA polymerase II cis-regulatory region sequence-specific DNA binding.
GCUCCUUGCCCAGCCUCCGGGCGUCCCGUCCCUCCGCCCCCGCCCCGCGCCCCCUCCGCCGCCCCUCCCUCCGCAGCCACCACCCCGCAGCCCUGCCGCGGCCCCGCCAGCAGCGGCGCGGCGAGCGGGGCGCGGAGCGGCGGCGCCGGGGCGCGGAGUCCCAUCGGCGGCCGCAGCCCUCCGGCACGGCCCCGGGCCCAUCCCGGGAGCCGCCACUAGGUGGGGGGGGGAGCCCGGCCCCGGCCCCGGCCGCUCCGGCCGCACAACAAUGACUUUGGGCAGCAGCAACGGCGGCGGCGGCUGCGGGAUCAUGUCCGAGCGCUCCCCGGAGGAAGAGCCGCUCUCCGAGGUGGAGGACGCGGAUAUCGACGUGGUGGGCCCGCCCCAGGAUGGGAGCAAGUACAGCGAGGACGAGGAGGACGACGAGGAGGACGACGAGGAGGACGGCGGCGAUCCGCUGGGGCUGGCCCUGCCGCGGAGCGGGGCCGCCAAGGCGCGCAUGGGGGGGUCCCCGGAGCGGCUGUCCCCCCCCGGCGGCUCGGAGCCGGCGUGUGCCCGCGGCGCUGCGCCCGGGGAGAAGGGGCCCGCGGGCGGCGGAGGCGGCGCGGGGGGGAAGAACCCGCUGGUGAAGCCGCCCUACUCCUACAUCGCCCUCAUCACCAUGGCCAUCCUGCAGAGCCCCAAGAAGCGGCUGACGCUGAGCGAGAUCUGCGAGUUCAUCAGCGGACGCUUCCCCUACUACCGGGAGAAGUUCCCCGCCUGGCAGAACAGCAUCCGCCACAACCUCUCCCUCAACGACUGCUUCGUCAAGAUCCCCCGGGAGCCCGGCAACCCGGGAAAGGGCAACUACUGGACGCUGGACCCCGAGUCCGCCGACAUGUUCGACAACGGGAGCUUCCUGCGCCGGAGGAAGCGCUUCAAACGGCAGCAGCAGCUGCACCCGCCGCACCCCGAGCUGCUGCUGCGGGCCGGGGCCGCCGACCCCGCCGCCUUCCUGCCCGGCUUCGCCUACGGACCCUACGGCUACAACUACGGCCUGCAGCUCCAGGGCUACCCCCACCACCACCACCACCACCCCGGCGGAGGCGGCGGCGGCGCCACGGGAGCCUUCCCCUUCCCGGCGCCGCACUGCCCGUUACCGGCUCCGCCGCCUCCCGCCGCCGCCUCCGUCUUCUCCGCCGCCUCGGGGCUGCCCUCCUUCCUGGGCGGCGAGCUGAACUGCAGGAAGUCCUUCUACCAUCCCCAGCUGAGCCCCACCGCCCUGCCCGCCGCCCUCCUCCAGACCCUGAAGCCGGACCCCACGCCCGCCGGCGGCGGUGGCGGCGGUGGCGGCGGCGGCAGCACCAACCACCCCUCCCGGCCUUCUUUUUCCAUAGACAACAUCAUCGGGGGGGCCGUGCCCCCGCCGCCCAGCACCAACCCCAGCGCCGCGCCCGCCGCGCCCUACCCCGCUGGCCAGGCGGGCCCCCCGGCGCAGGUCCUGGCCGUGCUCAGCCCCGCCUUGGCCCCGGCACAGCCACAGGUCAGCCUGGCACACGAGCCGCUCCUGCAGCCGGCCCAGAACUUUUCCAGUAAAAUCACAACCCUGAGCAGCUGUCAUUUUUAAAGUGUGCUGGGGAGGAGGGGGAUGGGGAUGGGGACAAGGGGGGUGGGGGGGGAGGGAGAGUCGCGAAGCAAACGGCCCCUUCCCAGCUCUCCCCCUCUCCUUCCAAACUGCUCCCCUUCCCUCUCCCCGUCCCCCCCUUCCAUCUCCUCCUGUUGUGUUUUAAGGUAGGAAAAAAUUCCUCUCUCUCUUUUUUUUU